GGGGCAGGAGGCGGCGGGGGCUGGAGAGGGACGCUCCCCCUUGGCUCUCUGCUGACGACCUCCAGAAGAUGUGGCUGCUCUCCAGUGGGCAGGUGGUCUCCAAAAGCCGCGUCCCUGCCCACGGGCAAAUCAUGCGAGUGAGGCUGCGUGCCGUGGGGGACGCCAAGGGAGAUUCCAAGGAGGAUGUCUUGCUAGCCAGCCCAGAAGGAGACUGCCAGGAUGGGCGCUGUGGGCUCAUCAAGCGCCCCGGGGACCUGUACGAGGUGCUGGCCUUCCACCUGGACAGGGUGCUGGGGCUGAACCGCAGCCUGCCCGCCGUGGCCCGGCGCUUCACCAGCCGCCUCCUGCCCUACAGCUACACCGACGGCGCCCUGCGGCCCAUCAUCUGGUGGGCUCCUGACCUCCAGCACCUGGAGGAUGCCAACAAUGACCAGAACUCCUGUGCCCUGGGAUGGCUGCAGUACCAGGAGAUGCUGCAGCCCCACAGACCGAUGCUGGUGGCCAGGGACACUCCCUGCUCCAGCAUCCCACACAGCGAGUGGAGCCGCCUGGCCCUCUUUGACUUUCUUCUCCAGGUUCAUGACCGCCUGGACCGCUACUGCUGCGGGUUUCAGCCUGAUCCCUCUGAGUCCUGCGUGGAGGAGAUGCUCCACGAGAAGUGCCGGAAUCCAGCAGAGCUGGUCCUGGUCCACAUCCUGGUGCGGAGGAGCGCGCCGUCCCGCCUGGUGUUCAUCGACAACGCGGGCAGGCCACAGCACCCUGAGGAGAAGCUCAACUUCAGGCUCCUGCAAGGCAUAGACAGCUUCCCAGCGGCGGCGGUGGCCACGCUGCGGUCGGGCAGAUUGCAGAGCCUGCUGCUGCAGUCCCUGCGCCUGGACCGGGAGCUCUGGGAGAGCCAGGGGGGUGCCGAGGGGCUGAGAGCCCUGCUCCGGACCAUUGACAGGCGGGCACAAAUCCUGCUCCACCACAUCCAAGAGCACAACCUGACGGUGUUUGAGGACUCGCCACGUUGAAGCGCCCUCCGGCUGGCUCACGGUGCCUGCCCUGCACAUCCCAGCAGCCGUGGAUGUACCUCAUGCCCUCGGUGUGGGCGUUAUGAGGCUCCGUGCUGGUGCUUGGCUCUCCACAAGGUGUUUCCCCUCACCCUGUAGGAUGACCUGGAGAGGCAGAUGGAACCACAGGGAGUAGGAAAGAUGGGGAGGAGAUGUCUCCUAAGACAACCCACGACUGCUUGGGAAAGGUAGCGGCCAUCAAGUUAUGGUCUCAGCAUGGAUUUUCAAAGGGAGGGCACAUCCGUGAGGUUUUUUUGGGUGUCUUUGCUCACACACACAGAAACACACAAACAGCAACUAUGAAAACUGGAGUCUUGGACAGUUGAACAGCUGACAGGGACCCUGGAAAGAGUUAAAGAAGCUGCGGAGGAAAUCACUGGCAGCCUUUCCAUGGCUUUUUGAUGAUGCCUUCACUAUUUCCAUAACAUCCUGGACAGAGAGGCAGGGGGAAAGCAGAGGGGAACUUUCUAAGUGGAUUAAACAAAGACAAGACACUAGAGCUGAGCUCUGCCUUUCCCCCUGCGGAAGAGGUGACGUGUGCCUGGGAAACUGUGAGCCACUGCCUGGAGCUGAGACUAGGCAGUAUCUUGAAGCUCAGCAGCACUGGGCAGCAGCUGCCCUCCCACAGCCCAUGGUACCAUCCCCAGUGAGAGCCACGUGCUGUGUGCCGUGUGCCAUGGUCCAUGCACGUGCCCUGGUGGGCCUGGGCUGCUGCCAAUGCUCUCAGUGUCAGAUUUGAAGAUUUAAAUCUCUUGUUCGCUCUUUGCCUUCACUGUCAGGGGAUUAAAGGCAAAACUACACCACUUCUGAAAAGCGCUCCUGGCUGUUCUCCUGGGCAUGACUGCAUGUAACUCUUCCCCAGGCUUGCAGAAAUAUGUUUUAACAAAAAUGCCAAGCUAUUUUAGCAGAAGGCAGUUGAGUGCAAAAUGCUUUCUGAGCAUGCUGGCACCUCCGGCAGAGCCCAUCCUGUUCCUGUCACCCCUCAGGCUCUUUCCCAGCAGCCCAUUCUGAUGAAGCACAGCAGCAUCCCAGCUAGGCAGGUCCUCAAGUGUCAGGGCUGAGAGAUAAUUCAAAAUCAAAAUGAACAGGAGGAAAAGAGAUGCAGGGAUGGGCUCCAUCAUUCCCCGCAGUGUGUUUCCCAGCUGAGGCAUGCAGUCAGUGUUUGCCUGGAGCAGUCAGUUUAUGGUUUGACACCAGAAGGCUUUUUAAAGGCCUCCAUUUCUCCACUGUUACGGGCACAGCAUCCAUUGCUUCAGGCACUCCAAUUCACUUGUACCUUUGGAAAGUCUCAAUGAGACUGGCAUGGGUACCCAGCUGCACCACGGUGCUGCUGCCCCAUUGCAAUAGCUUUGGAAAACACAGCUACCCAUGCAGUGGGAGAGGAAAAGCUGGGUGUGGAUACCUUCCCUGCUCCAUCCUUCUCAGCACAGUGUCAGUUUGAGGGGAUGCUUUAACAUCCAUGCUGAUGAGCACAGGCAAUUACCUUUUUUCCUCUUUUCCCUCUUGCUGAAGAGAGGGUGAAGAGAGACGUGGGUGACAUGAAUCAACAAGCAAGCACAAGUGCUCUCAGGAAGCAUCAGCCCUCAGCAUCACAGGCACAGCAGCAUCCAAAGUGCCAUCAGCUUGUUCCUGGAGUCCUGCCCUCCAAUUAGGCAGGGAGGGCCUUUCCCCCAGCACUCUCUCCACCCCAUGAAUUAUCACCCUAUUUGCUGUGCCAUGAGAUGGAUGAUGGUCAUGGAAACCCUGCUAAAGCCUGAAUCAUGAGGAUUUAUUACUGGGAGGUGAGCUUAGCUUGUGAGCUUGAAAGAGAACAAAAUAACUCAUCCUGGGUCCUAUGAAAAGCCAUACCCAGGCAUGGCUGUGUAGGAGUAAAGGAUACUAAAUGUAACAAAAUUAACUUCAAAAAAUAUGCUGGGAAAACCCAUGAGGUAACAAGAGCAUUAGUUAGGAUGUACAGCAUCAGUCAGAGUCUUGCUUUAUCUCAUUGAAGUGAGAAAGUUCAUCAAAGGAGAGCUUUUCAUCCCAUGGAAGCCAAGUUCUCAGUGAGAAUCAAGAGACAGGUGGGGCUCUGCGCAGUGGCCAAAGCUGUGGACAUUGCUGAGCUGGACCAGCAGCUUAUGCCUUGCCUCUGGUUGCAUCGGCUCUACCUUAACAUUGCACAAGGUAGUGGGGUUUUUUUUGCAUUUCUUUAGUUGUAAUGUGAGUCUGCUGGCUAAACACAUGUGGAAACAUCUGUAAGCAGUUAUACAUGUGAAUAAAAUUCCCUCGUGAUUUCACAGAGAGCCAUGUAUGGAUAAAUGAGAGAAGCAAAAGCCAAGAUCUUGCUGAGACAAAUCAUUAAUCUUCUUUAAUUAGUCCAUUUUUUCCAUGGGCUUGCCUGUGUAACCAGCACAGGCUCUGAACUGCAGUCAUGGCUGUUCAGAGGGAUCCUGUGGCCUGCUUGUGUCAGCCUUUACCCUGUCGUGUUGGGUUCGGUU
This is a messenger RNA of Motacilla alba alba, 3529 nucleotides long. It is a transcript of the gene GASK1A, whose product is annotated as golgi associated kinase 1A. Gene Ontology annotation, cellular component: Golgi apparatus. The record is from RefSeq and is a predicted model, not a curated record. NCBI's taxonomy places the organism in Eukaryota, Metazoa, Chordata, Aves, Passeriformes, Motacillidae. Bases 69 to 1013 code for a protein of 314 amino acids. The transcript has 4 exons.